AUGCCCCGCGGCUACUACCUCGGACAGGGCCUGAUCCCACUUGGUGAACACAGCAGCGAUGACGACGAAGGUCCUUGCGAGCUUCCAGAUGGGCGCAUCGUCUGCGGCCCGCAUGGCCUAACUGUCUGUGGCAAAUGCUGCAUGGACUUCAGCUUCAUGGAUGAAUUAAGGGACGAGGCCGACGACGACGACUACGACGACGACUACGACGACGGUGACAACGACGGCGAGCAUUCCCUUCAGGUGGAGGCCGACCAGGACAUGUUCGACCCAUCUCACAGUACUCGAAGGGAAUAUGGCAGUGUAUUCCCUACCGAAUUUACAGAGAUCGGCCCCCCUCUUGAAUUAUUCCAGGCCGAGCGUCGUCGCGUUGGCCUUGGAGUAAACAGAUACGUCCACAGAAACGAUCCUGGCAAGGUGCUGAUCAUGACGGAUGGUGCGUGUGCGAAUAAUGGCGCACCCAACCCCAAGGCCGGCUGGGCAUUUGUCGCUGGUCCAGGACAAGUUAUCAGCGCCCGGCUAGAGACCCAAGGCCCUUUUGGCGACCCAGGAAUCCAAAGCAGCAACAGAGCUGAGCUUCGAGCUGUCAUCGCGGCUCUCGGUUUUCGAGUCUGGGCGGGGGAAGGAUUUCGACAUGUUGUCAUUGCUACAGACUCUGAUUAUGUCGUGAAGGGCUCUACACAGUGGACUAGAACCUGGAUUAGCAAUGGCUGGAAGACGAGUAGCGGGGCCGAUGUGAAAAAUAAGGAUCUGUGGGAAAAGCUAUUGUGUGAGGUAGAACGGCACAACGACGAGGACGGCUUGUUGAUUCAGAUGUGGCAUAUUCCCAGAGAGUACAACACGGUGGCAGAUUCACGGGCGAAAGCUGCCACCGAGGUCGACGAGGCACCCACACGUUGGACCCCCGUACUUGGGGUGGCAGCAUAA
Molecule: messenger RNA, 927 nt
Organism: Clonostachys rhizophaga
Lineage: Eukaryota; Fungi; Ascomycota; Sordariomycetes; Hypocreales; Bionectriaceae
Source: the annotation of a GenBank genome assembly